AUCGACGAUCAAUAUCAAUUUCUAUUAAAGAUGUCUCUUCAUUCGAGAAGAAAUCAAGGAAGAGGAAAAGGUCAGGACAGGACAGGAACGAAAAGCAUCAGAGUGUUUUCAGAAGGAGACCGUUAUAUGAACAUUAUAUGUUUUUAUGCGCGACUCUUCAUUGAAACAUUGUUGAAUUAUCAUCGAAUUAACAACAGAUUUACUUUUCCAAUGACAAUGGCGACUUUGCAUGAGAAGCAUUUUUGUUCAUCCAAUAUAUCUAUAAGCGCUGUGUUCUUUGAUCUGGACAAUACUCUCAUCGAGACUAGAAAGGGCGACAAUCAAACAUGUCGAAAGUUGGCUGAGGAACUAACACAAGAAUAUGGUAUUCCUGAAGAUAUAUCUGUGAAGAUUACAACAACAUAUUUGAAGCUCUUUAGAAAAUGUCCUGAUAAUGUAAUUCACACCUUGGAUGUUUGGCGUAUAACUUUAUGGAGUAGAGCACUUGGAGAAAAAUACUCAUAUCUAGCAAAAAAAAUUUACGAGCGAUGGUUAUGUCUACGAUAUUAUUAUUUGACUCUGCCGUCAGAUAUAGUUUCUAUGCUCCGUCAAUUGAGGUUAAAAUACCUCUUAGGUUUGAUUACAAAUGGUCCAUCUAAUGCACAAUGGGAAAAAAUACGAAAACUUUCAUUAGAACAAUAUUUCGAUAUAAUUCUUGUAUCAGGAGAUUUACCAUGGGAAAAACCCAAAAGGGAAAUAUUUCGAAAAGCAUACCGAUUUUUAAAUGUUAAACCAGAUAGUUGUGUAAUGGUUGGUGACAAACUGGAAACUGAUAUCCUGGGUGGAAUAGAAGCAGGUCUAGGGUGUACAAUUUGGAUUCCAACAUUGGAUAAACCACACUUGUUAAGGGGAGAUCCACAACCAGAUUUUACUAUAAGGCAUGUCACAGAUCUCUUAAGUAUUUUAAAUAGAGGUCCUGAUGCACCAGAAUUUGAAGAUUCUUCUUCAAAUGCAUCAGAUGGUAGUUGAUAAAAGAGAUUGUUACUUCAAACUCUUUCAAAUAUUAUAGCUGAUCAGAGGUCACAUUUUUAUAUAGAGAACUUGCUAAUUAUUUUCUCAUAGUUAAGUAAAUAUUAUUAUUGUAACUAUUAUUAUAGCAUGCUUUAAAAAUAUCUUAAAUGCUCCCUAUAUUAUUUUUAUCUUCAUAUUGAAUAGAAAAAAAUGAAAUUGUUAUUGAACUACAACAUGAUGAUAGUGUUAUUGCAUUGAAUUUCAAAAAGAUAUCAUUUAAGUAUAUUUAUUAUAGAUCUCUCAUUUACUAAGUUUUUAAACUGAGAAUGAAUUUUAUAUCAUUUAUGUGAGAUAAAAAUUAUAUUUUUUAAUUGAAAGAGUA
This is a messenger RNA of Bombus terrestris (buff-tailed bumblebee), 1372 nucleotides long. RefSeq names its product N-acylneuraminate-9-phosphatase. The record is from RefSeq and is a predicted model, not a curated record. NCBI's taxonomy places the organism in Eukaryota, Metazoa, Arthropoda, Insecta, Hymenoptera, Apidae. The transcript has 4 exons. Gene Ontology annotation, molecular function: hydrolase activity. Bases 31 to 1008 code for a protein of 325 amino acids.